Messenger RNA from Caenorhabditis remanei, 462 nucleotides. RefSeq lists its product as uncharacterized. The record is from RefSeq and is a predicted model, not a curated record. Lineage: Eukaryota; Metazoa; Nematoda; Chromadorea; Rhabditida; Rhabditidae. The transcript has 3 exons. Bases 1 to 462 code for a protein of 153 amino acids.
AUGCAAUCGGCAAAUCAAAUGCUAUCGAUGAACCAAAUGCCAUCUUCGGAGGAAUUCCUUAAACAAAUAGAAAAAGGGUUAAAUGAGAAUCCAAUGGCGGCACAAAUUCUAUUUGAACAUGACGAUGCUCUCGGAAUGGCCAAGCUUGCUCUCGAAAAUGAGAAAAAUUUGCCUGAGAAAGAAAGAAAAUUCUUUUGGAAAACUAUGGAUCUUAUGUGUAAUGCUUUCAUGAAAGCUCCCGCCUACAAAAAUGGGAACAAGAAACACAAUGGAUACAAGAUUUGUUGUGAAAUGGCCGACUAUUGCUCAUUUUACAAACAGACGUGGUUCUUCAUUGUCUGCGGAGCCGUUGGUUUCCUUCUUCUCGUCGGCAUCGCCGGUGGUAUUUUCUUCAUUAUUCGCCGCAAAAACAAGAAAAUAGGUGGUGGUAACCCGAAGAAAGUUGGUGGAAGCAAGCCAUAA